Molecule: messenger RNA, 225 nt
Organism: Sphaerulina musiva SO2202
Lineage: Eukaryota; Fungi; Ascomycota; Dothideomycetes; Mycosphaerellales; Mycosphaerellaceae
Exons: 2
Source: RefSeq, a predicted model, not a curated record
AUGAGUGAAACACCUGUCAUGUCCUGUCCUAGCGGCGGAACAUUCUAUGCUUGUGGUGAUGGUAGCAAAUUCACAGGAUGCUGCGGCAGUAAUCCAUGUACAGUAGGCUGUCCCGCUGGCUGGCUUGAACCCACAAGUUUCGAUACAUCACAAUAUGGCGUCUUUGCCGAUCAACAAUGCUCCACGGGUCUUUUCUACACAUGUAACUUUACCUCGCCGCCCUUC